Liolophura sinensis is the source of this 2076-nucleotide messenger RNA. Its product is annotated as 2,4-dienoyl-CoA reductase [(3E)-enoyl-CoA-producing], mitochondrial-like. Gene Ontology annotation, molecular function: 2,4-dienoyl-CoA reductase (NADPH) activity. The coding region runs from base 1 to 1017 and encodes 338 amino acids. The transcript is spliced from 8 exons. The record is from RefSeq and is a predicted model, not a curated record. Gene Ontology annotation, cellular component: mitochondrion. Gene Ontology annotation, biological process: fatty acid beta-oxidation. Lineage: Eukaryota; Metazoa; Mollusca; Polyplacophora; Chitonida; Chitonidae.
AUGGCGUCAACGUGCUGCAGACGUGUUUUGGGCUGGAAAGAACUUCGCAACUUGGCUGUGGUUGUAAAGGAUGUUCCAAGAGUCCUCUCUACUAGUGCCAGUAGACCUGGAAAAUAUGAUGACAGCCAUGCCAAAUACUUUCCAGCUAAGGUCACCCCCAUGCUACCCCCGGGCACAUUUGAAGGGAAAACAGCAUUUAUCACAGGUGGGGGUACUGGAUUGGGGAGGGGUAUGGCUACAGUGUUGUCUCGUCUGGGUGCAAAGGUGGUAAUCAGUAGUAGAAAACAAGAUGUUCUUGACAAAACAGCCAGCGAGAUAGCAGAAGAAACCGGAUCAAAGGUGUUGGGGAUAGCUGCAGACGUGAGGGACCCCAUCGCUGUGAGAGCAGUUGUGGACCGAUGUGUCAGCGAAGUGGGUCUGCCACAUAUUGUCAUUAAUAAUGCGGCUGGGAACUUCAUCUCUCCGAGUGAAAGAUUGUCGGCCAACGCGUGGAGAACUGUCAUAGACAUUGUCCUGAAUGGAACGGCUAAUGUCACUUUGGAGCUGGGAAAGCGGCUCAUAGAGGAAGGACAAGGUGCUGCCUUUCUGGCCAUCACCACCAUAUACACAGAGAGUGGGUCAGGCUUUGUAGUGCCCAGUGCUGCAGCUAAGGCAGGGGUCGAGGCAUUGUCAAAGUCUCUGGCCAGUGAAUGGGCUCGCUAUGGCAUGAGAUUCAACUGUAUAGCACCUGGACCAAUAGAGACUAAGGGAGCAUUCAGUCGCUUGGACCCCACAGGGAGUUUCAUGGAAAAGGCUGUGAAGAGGAUAGCAGCUGGGAGGCUAGGGGAGGUGCCAGAGCUGGCUAACUUUGCUAGUUACCUGGUCAGUGAUUAUGCUAACUGGAUCACAGGACAGGUGAUUCGGUUUGACGGAGGAGAGUUCUAUUACUCAGCUGGAGAGUUCAACAGUUUGGUGCAGUUGCCAAAAGAGCAAUGGGACAUGCUGGAGAAGAUGAUCCGGUCGACCAAGGGAUCAUAAUGUGCGCAGGAGUUUGUAGCACCACCAACCUAACCAGAGACACCAAGUAUAUACUACGAGUGAAAUACGUGAUAUGUUUCUAUAUCAGUUAAUGUCAUCAGAUCAGAUGUUCAGGCACUUUUCAAAAACUUAUAACACAAUCAGAAUAUAUCGUACCUAUAUCACCAUCUAGGAGCCAAAAGGCAGGAUACCCGGGUUCAAACCCGGGUCGGGCCAUUUUUAUAAAUUCUGCUUCGCUUUUCGCUCAGCCCUGAGUGGUGAGAGCCAACAAACAGGACUGGUUGGCCUGGUGUCAAUGUAAUGUGACCGGGUCGGGUGUCAUGUCUGGUGUCAUCUUCAGUGGCGAGAGCAAUUUGGAGGCAUGGACUCACCCUGCCACAAGAAAACACAUUAUAUGUCCACAGACCUAACGACUCCUCGUCGUCAUAUAACUGAAAAAUUGCUAAGCACGACCUUAAAAGCCAAGCAUUCAUUCAUUCAUUCACCAUCUAGGGGAUAUUAUUAGAGGAGGAAACAAGUAGUGGAUGUGACACAAUGUCACUGGCCGCAGGACGAUACUUAUUCAUGUAGAAUGGCUCAGAUAAUCGUUUUUCAUAUUAAUGUAAUGUAAACACGAAUACACAAUAAAAUCAGCGAUGUUAUUAAAGACAUUUUCUCUAGAAAAAGGUUCUCUGUUUUAUUUUCGCUCAUCACAGAGGACUUGACUGUCUUGAAUACCAAACGAGAUGUUAAAUGAGUCUGUAUGAAAACAUAAAAAUAACUGAUUCUUGGACGCGUUUGCCAAAAAGAAAAAAAAUACUGAACAAAUGUUGUAUAGGAAGGCGAGUCUUGUUCACUAUUGGUGGAGCAACGAUUGUUUGUUAACCACCAAACACAAGCCGGAUGUAGUCAUAUAUCGUGGCUAGGAACGCGGCAUAUUAAGGAGAUUAAGUCUUAUCACGGUGACCCCAGUAACCUCGGCGUUGUUCAAGAUUUCUGUGCAAAAUUCACUAGUGGUAGCAAUACUGUAAAGCAAACGUAGUAUGACCUUUGAGUGGGGCGGCAUGCGUGAUUUGUAAG